AACGAUCAAGUUGAAGUGGUCUUCACUUGCUUUUAGUAUACUUAGUAACCUCAAUAGAAGACCCUCCCGCCCGUGCAUUUCAAAGCAUGGAUAGUCCGCACUGCAAUCGACUAACAACAUGCCGCCGCCCGAAGUGCGAGGGUCUCAGUCCCAUACGCGUGCACCCGCAUGGACAUCUACGUCCCGCUUUCGAUGCGUCUUCACCACGCUCAUCUCGCUGUCUGUCGUGAGCGUCCUCGUCGUGUCGUCUCGGAUUGGUAUCCCCGCUCGCCUCAAGGGUCUUCAGUCGCCGCAUAUACUCACCACAACAGUGACGGAGAGAUCGCAGAGCACAGAUUAUGAUACAGCAGAGGUAAAAGACUCCAGCACCGACAAUGUCAUGAUCCCUCGCCUCAUCCACCAGUCGUGGAAGUCCGUUUACCGAAUCCCCACGCGAUUCCAUCCGUGGAUGAAGAGCUGGGUGGAAUUUCACCCGACAUGGACCUACGUCUUCUGGACCGACGCAGACAACCUCCGCUUAUUUGAGCUACUCUAUCCACAGUACCUACAUGUGGCCAAAGCUGUCAGGAAAGUGAGUCUAGCGGAUAUGGCACGUUAUGCGUUGCUGCACCAGGUAGGAGGACUGUACGUCGACGCGGAUUUCGAGUGUUUGCAGCCUUUUGACGACUUGCACCGAGAGAAUAAUCUAUUCCUCAGCUCCGAGCCACUUGUGCACUCAGUAUUGCUGGAGAAAUCCGAUUCUGCUGCACUGUGCAACGCUUUGAUGGCAUCUGCACCAAGGCACCCCUUCUGGCUGAGUGUACUAGACAAUAUCAAGAAGAAAUUCGACCGGGAACGCCUCAAAAGCGAUGCGGUGGAGCUCACAGGCCCUCGCAUGGUCAAGCAGACGUAUUUAUCUCCAAAUUCAACCUUCAACUUGAAAGGAUCGGACAUGGUCGUCUUCACGUCCGAGUAUUUCUACCCUGAGGUAGCAUAUUGGAACAUCGAGCCCAUGAAGACAGCAUGUCGACAGCGUCAUGAUGAUGCAGCAAAAGAAGCCUGUGCAUGGCUGCAGAGAUUCCCGAAAGGCGAGUUCACCAACAAGACCCACGCAACGCACCACUGGCAAUGCACGUGGUGUCGAGACGCGCAACUGAACGAAUUCGGCGCCCUCAGGGACAUCUUCGAGUCACCUCCCAUGCGGCCAAACAUCACAAUGACUGGCAUUGAGUUUGUUGUCCUGAAGUGAACGAGUGAGGCCAAGUUCAUAUACUGCACACUUCAGUAGAAUAGAAUAUUGUAUCUUCAAUUUUGACGCGUUUAAUUUCCA
Molecule: messenger RNA, 1309 nt
Organism: Phytophthora nicotianae INRA-310
Lineage: Eukaryota; Oomycota; Peronosporomycetes; Peronosporales; Peronosporaceae
Exons: 1
Coding region: 119-1228 (369 amino acids)
Biological process (GO): mannosyl-inositol phosphorylceramide biosynthetic process
Molecular function (GO): mannosyltransferase activity
Source: RefSeq, a predicted model, not a curated record